AUGUCGUCGGAGAAAGGUUCUUCGCCUUCAUUGCCUGCCAAGACCUCUUUGGAAAAGGAUAUUGAGAGAUGCGACCUUAUCGAAAACUCCAAAGACACUGCAGCUCGCGCAAUUGACAACUUUGGUGAUGAUGCUACGUUGCCGCCUCCUCCAGCAUUGACAGAAGAGCAAGAGAAGAAGCUCUGGCGGAAGAUUGACUUGAGACUCAUGCCGAUUUUGAGUCUGAUGUAUCUCUUUUCGUUCUUGGAUAGAGGAAAUGCUAAACUCCAGGGAUUGACUACGCAGUUGAAUUUGGAUGGCAAUAAGUAUAACAUUGCGCUGACGAUGUAUUUUAUCUCAUACUGCAUUUUCGAAUGUCCCGCCAAUCUGGUCUUAAAGAAGUUUCGCCCAUCUCGAUGGCUCCCGGUCAUUACCGUCGUGUGGGGCAUUAUUAUGACACUAAUGGGUCUUGUAAAAAAUUACCCCCAGCUUGUCGGCGUCCGGGUGUGUCUUGGUGUUGCGGAAGCCGGGUUCUUUCCCGGCGUCGUUUACUAUUUGACCCUCUGGUACCCUCGCCACCAGCUCCAACUCCGCAUUGGAUACUUCUUCGGUGCUGCGUCGUUAGCCGGGGCCUUCUCUGGAUUAUUGGCUUUUGCUAUCAGUUUCAUGAGUGGCACUCGGGGAUUACUUGGGUGGUCCUGGAUCUUCAUUAUUGAAGGAUGUGCUACCAUAGCUGUUGGGCUUCUGUCUUUUUUGAUUCUGGUAGAUUUUCCUGCCACAGCCAAGUUCCUAACGCCAGAAGAACGCGCGUUUGUUGUCUGGAAGAAGAAAUACGAUAAUUCGUCCGUCGGAGAAGAGGAGCAUUUUUCUGCACUUCACAUCAUCCAGGCACUCACAGACUGGCAGAUUUUUCUUCACAUCCUGAUUUACAUGUCUAUCGUUGGUCCUUUAUAUGGCAUAACAUUGUUCCUUCCAUUUGGCCACACGACAGCUAUCAGUCAGCUUCUUACCGUACCGCCCUACAUCUUCGCUACCAUCCUCUUGUACCUGUUCGCUAGGCUUUCCGACCGGCUUAAAAUGCGUUCUCCGUUUAUCUAUUUGGGGCUGGGAAUGCUCCUUGUGGGUUUCUCUAUUAAUAUAUCAGACGUCGCUCCAGGCGUGAAGUAUUUCGGGACGUUCUUUUGUGUUGCUGGAAGCUACGCCUCAUACCCAGGAGUCGUCGCUUGGCUUGGGAAUAAUCUCGCAGGCCAAUACAAGCGCGGAGUGGGUAUGGCCAUCCACAUUGGUAUCGGCAACUUUUCAGGCGCCAUUGCGUCGAAUAUAUAUAGGACACAGGAUUCGCCGAGGUUCAUUUUGGGACAUGCUCUGGAGUUGAUGUUUGUGGGUAUAGGCAUCGCUUGCGUGCCGGCUGCAGUGAUUAGCUAUACCCGGAUUAACGCGAACCGAGAGAAAGAGAUGCAGAAGGGAAUGAGCUACUCCCAAGAAGAGUUGAAGAAGAUGGGGGAUAGAGCUCCUGAUUUUAGAUAUACGAUAUAG
This is a messenger RNA of Guyanagaster necrorhizus, 1515 nucleotides long. RefSeq names its product MFS general substrate transporter. Gene Ontology annotation, molecular function: transmembrane transporter activity. Gene Ontology annotation, cellular component: membrane. Bases 1 to 1515 code for a protein of 504 amino acids. Lineage: Eukaryota; Fungi; Basidiomycota; Agaricomycetes; Agaricales; Physalacriaceae. The transcript is spliced from 19 exons. The record is from RefSeq and is a predicted model, not a curated record. Gene Ontology annotation, biological process: transmembrane transport.